UCGAGAGAGAGAAUUCUUGACGGCUUCAUAACGGAGAGGGAGAACGUCCCUGCCCACUCUAGCUGGUGCCGGCUCUCUUCGCCGUUCCUUCGGCCAAUUCAAGUGUGCUUUCUACCUUAGCAAGCCGAGACACGAAGCAGCACACUCUUCUUGAAAGCCUUCCGGAACCCUCCACCACCCAGUUUCUCCUCCCAUCUUGUGUCCACUCCAACAUGCACUGAAUCAACUCCCCCACCAUCGUCACCCUUUACGGCCUUAACCCGACAACGCCGAGGCCCCGUCGUCCCGCUGCCUGUGCUCGCCGCUCGGAUCGGAUGCCGGGUUUCGCCCCCCAACUAGGUGAGUCGCGGUGCCGCCGAUGAUCGCGGUGGUCCGUCGUGUCGUCGGAACCUGAGGGACAAAGCUCUCUCACUGCUCUGUCGCGACGCGCUCGGCGGCGUCUUUACGUCCGGGAUUCGUCGUUGCUGCGUCGCAUUGUCGUUCUGUGGCUCGUCUCUUCGGACCCGGUCUGAUUAAACUGGUUCGCAUUCCGUUCCGUCUUGCUCUACUUCGGAAUCUUGGCCCAUGGAGGUUCUGGUCUCUCUCCAUCAGACUGUUAUUCCUCAGCUGUCUAAUCCUGUUAUGUUUUGUGACGUCUUGAAGGAAUUGUACGACAUUGUUGGAGUCGUCAAUGUCAUGGCUCUCAGCUGUCUCUUCCUCCUCAUGAUGCAAUAUGGCUUAGAUUACUGCUACUUCUAUGAAAAGGAAGAUGGUGAAUCUGAGGCCAAGGAUGAUCUGAAAAUGGAAGAGCAAAUAGUUGGCAAUGGAAAUGACUCAACUAGCAUGGAUUUGCCUAAGAAACCUGGGUUCGAUCUUUUCCGUGAUGCUAGUGGAUUGUCCAAGUUGUUAACACCACAGUUACUGUCUACCACCGAAAUAGCUAUGGAGAUAAAAUUGAUGUUCACUCAAAUGUGGAUUUCAUUUUUGAGGUUGCCACUUCCACUCGAUGUAAAUAAGGAGGUUCUAGUCUCUCUCCAUCAGGCAUUUAUUCCUCAGCUGGCUAAUCCCAUCAUGUUUUGUGAUUUCUUGACAAGAUCGUAUGACGUUGGUGGAGUUGUCACUGCCAUGGCUCUCAGCAGUCUCUUCAUCCUCAAAUACUGCUACUUCUAUGAAAAGCUGCUUGAUUCCUCUUUAAAAUCACCCCUCCUUCCAGCAUUCUUGGCUGCUGCUUUUGACAACAAACUGAGUGGACUAGCACUAUCUGUGCUUCGACUAGGGGCACUGGUCAUUGUUACACCUAUCUACAGUCUCUUUCGAUGGCAUCCUUCCAUCAACCGUUUAGUGCGCAGGGUGUCUAAUAAAAGAAUAGCCACCAGGAGUCUUUUACGAUUUCUCCUCCUCCUCCUCCUCUUCCUCCUCCUCGUCCCCCGUGCUGUUGGCGAUGUUGGCACAGCUUCGUACUAUGGCCCUCCCUACGAACGCACGGAGUGCUACGGCGAGGGCUCAUCCCAGUUCCCUAAUAGCCACCUGUUCGCAGCUGUGGGCGACGAACUAUGGGACCAGGGGGCAGCGUGCGGCAGGGAGUACGAGUUGCAGUGCAUCAGCGAGGCGCACUCUGGCCCUGGACCCUGCAACCCUGGCUCCGGCACUAUCCGGGUCAAGGUCGUGGACUACGCCCUCUCGGAUAAUUCCUCUGCCGCCCCCCCAAGGCAGUCUGUGACCGGUGCUGAUUUGGUCCUUUCUCUGACCGCAUUUGUUGGCAUUGCCAAUCCGUCCAUGGAUUCGAUCAGCGUGGAGUUUAAGGAGUUCUAGCAAGAUUGGAGUCUACAUUGGUGGUAGUUUUUUUUUUCCGUCAAAAAGACUAUUUCAUUCAUUUAAAGCAAAACAUAGGAACACCAUAGACGAGUUUCAAAAAGUAACAUAUCUCAAAGAGAUGAAGGGAGAUAAUAUAAAUUAGGAGAGAUUGAUUUCCUAUGAUGGACUUUAGCAACUCAAUCGACUAUUUGGUUGGUCUCGCGCCGACAAUAAUUUACUCGCACAUCUUUCUCUGGGUUAAGUGCAA
Molecule: messenger RNA, 2041 nt
Organism: Eucalyptus grandis
Lineage: Eukaryota; Viridiplantae; Streptophyta; Magnoliopsida; Myrtales; Myrtaceae
Exons: 10
Coding region: 565-1791 (408 amino acids)
Biological process (GO): ribosome biogenesis
Cellular component (GO): nucleolus; Noc4p-Nop14p complex; small-subunit processome
Source: RefSeq, a predicted model, not a curated record